CAGACGACAACGUUUGCUUCCCUGCCAAACGAAUUGUGUUGCGCAAUAUGAAACCAUAUCGAUCCAAGAAAGCAUGGUAAAUACGUACUCUAGCACAGUUCAAAACAGCUCUAACGUUAGCUCGCCUGGUGGUGCGGGGCAGGGGACGUCAUAUGGACUGGUCACUGGCACCUGAGGGGGAAGGAGGUCGUGCCUCGGCGGUGGGUGACUUCGCUCGAGUGAAUGCGCACGUCGCAGUGAGGCGCCUGCAUUGACACGCAAAGUGGUGGCGCUUGUGACGACGCUUGUUGAUUUAAAGGUGUCUCGUUUUCCCCAACUUUCAAACGACCUUUGGAGUAUUGCUCGAAAACCACGAGUCCCUGGCUAGAUCUUCUGCAACACCCCUCCAAAUUGACAAUCUGUGCCAGACGACCAAAAGUCUAUUCGAAAUUGCACCCGCCACCAUGGCUGCCCCUCCCGAGAAGACCCUUAAGAACCUCACGGGCAAGUACCAGCUGAACAAGGAACUCUCCGACUCGAUUGAGCCCGUCCUCGUCCUCCAGGGCAUUGGCUUUCUCAUCCGCAAGGCCAUAGGCGUCGCCUCCAUCAGCCUCGAAGUCAAUCAGUACGAGGCACCGCCCAGCCCGCCCGCGACAUCCACCGAUAUUGUCACUCACAUUGACAUUGAGCAAUCCGCCUCCGGCCUCAGCUCAACGCACGAGAAGCGAUGCCUCGACAACAUCUUCCGUGAACACAAGGACUGGCUCUUUGGCGAGGUGCAGGGCAAGACCAGGUGGGUCACCAUGGACGAGAUCACCGACGAGCACCUGAAGAAGGGCUGGGAGGAGGGCGGCGACGGCCAGUUUCUCCAGAGCUUUGUCGAGAGCAAGACCAACGGCUGGACGGCGGAGCAGAUCUGGGGCUUCCAGGUGGUAGACGGCAAGAGGCGAUACUGCCGCAACAUUGUCCUGCUCAAGGGUUCGGACAGGGCUGCCGUGCGGUUGGUCUAUGAUUACCUGGGUUAGACACGUACAUUUACACAUAUACAUAUACACACCCACAUAUAGGCAUGCGCACAUUCACAUACUAUUGCAAACAGAUAUACACAGACG
Molecule: messenger RNA, 1091 nt
Organism: Emericellopsis atlantica
Lineage: Eukaryota; Fungi; Ascomycota; Sordariomycetes; Hypocreales; Bionectriaceae
Exons: 2
Coding region: 444-1004 (186 amino acids)
Source: RefSeq, a predicted model, not a curated record